Messenger RNA from Cariama cristata (Red-legged seriema), 6366 nucleotides. It is a transcript of the gene EPG5, whose product is annotated as ectopic P-granules autophagy protein 5 homolog (C. elegans). The transcript is spliced from 36 exons. Gene Ontology annotation, biological process: autophagosome maturation. Lineage: Eukaryota; Metazoa; Chordata; Aves; Cariamiformes; Cariamidae. Gene Ontology annotation, cellular component: cytoplasm. The record is from RefSeq and is a predicted model, not a curated record. The annotation marks the transcript as partial.
GAAAAAAAGAAAAAAAGUAGUGAGGAGUCCCAGAUACACGAGUCUGAUGAUGUCUUCCUCCCUCCUGUGGCAGAAGUGUCUUCUCGAGCCAGUAAAGUGCAAGUGGAACAUCCUGGAGAAUUUACAGAAAUUCAGCUCAGUGAUGAAGUAGAGGAUGGAAAAACUAUAAAUGAUGUGUGUGACAUCCCCCAGAGUAAUUUAUCUUCAGCAAAUGAAGGGUCUUUGACAGUGAAUCUAGAACCACCCACAGAUGCAGAAGAGUUCAAAGCCAAUCCUUCCCAUGAGGAAUGUGGAGGGGAUAUUGAGAAGAGUGGAGCAAGCAAGUCAGACAAACCUCACAGCCCUGUGGAAGUGGUUGCGAGCGGAUCAAGAAACUCUGAUUUAUUGAGUAGUACCUUUCAUUCCAGUGCUGCUGACUCUCAGACAGCAGUGAGCUUUGUACAGGACAAAGGAACUGAAAACAUACAAGAAGUUAAAAAUCCUCUUGUUUGUUCUUCAGAGAAGCUUCCACUUAGUAUCUCACAGCUCUCUCAGAAAUCCAAAACACUUGUUCAGCAAUCGGGAUUGAAAUCACUUUAUCCAGACUUGUCAGCUGAAUUGUCCUAUGAGAGACGAACCGUAAUAGCAGUUAAACCACUGUUGCAUGAUGAAAGACUGUAUCCAGAGCUCCCAACUGAACCAGAACUGGUGGCAUUUACCAGAGAACAGCUGAAAAUUUUUGAACCGUGUUCAUGGUUGGAGAAUGUUGACUCCUAUGCGGAAGAAUUUGAAAGUGUUGCUCACCAGGACAGGCACGAAUUUUAUGAACUGCUCCUGAACUACAUGCGCUGCAGGAAGCAGCUGUUGCUGGCUGAGACAGAGCUGCAGGCUAUGACAACAGACUGCCAAAAUGUUAAGGGGAGAUUAUGGACUUUUAAAGAAGAACAGAAAACGGUGCAGGGUGUCUGUGCAGAUCAGUGCAAAGUGACAGGUUACCAUCGGUACCAGACAGUGGAGCUGAAUGAAAGUGUGCUGGGGGAACUGAAAAAGCUGUUUGAAACCAAAGCAGAGCACGUGCAUCAGACACUGGCGCUGCACUCGUACACUUCGGUGUUGUCCCGACUGCAAGUGGAGUCAUAUGUCUACAGGUUGCUCAGCAGCUCGUCCCUGGUGAGAUCAGUGGCUCUUCAGCAGCAAGAACAAGUUUCAAAACAGUCAGAAAACCUUUCUUCAGACUUGGGCCAUUUGAAGGAAUGUAUCAGCGUCCUUUUCAGUUUCACUCGCAGAGUUAUUGAAGAUCCUCAGUUUCAGAGUGACCUUCUCAUGUGGCUGCAGAGACUGGUGUCUGUGUUGCAAAGAAUUGGCUGUCCAGGUGACCAUCUCUUCCUCUUCAACCACAUCCUUCGGUGUCCAGCUGGGAUCAGCAAAUGGGCUUGUCCAUUCAUUCAGAUCAAAGUCUUGGAUAACCCAUCAGGUGUUUUUCAUUUCAUGCAAUCUCUUGCCUUGCUUAUGUCUCCUGUCAAAAAUCGGAUGGACUUCAUGUGCUGUAUGAAACCAGCUGAAAGGAAAAGUUCCUCUUCUUCUGGGAAAGAAUCUGGAAACUGGACCCUGGUAGAUGAAGGAGGAGAAGAGGAUGAGGAUCCUGAGACAAGCUGGAUUCUGCUUUUGGAAGAUGACUUGAUUGCCCUGUUGUCACAGUUCCCAUUUCAUGAACUCUUUCAGCAGUUCCUUGGGUUUAAGUCUGGAGGUGCUUAUUUUCCUGAAAAAACAACUCCCCAGGAGAUGAUGAAGAUUUUUGCUUUUGCAAACUCCUUAGUGGAACUUCUGUCUGCGGGGUUGGAAACGUUUAACAGAGCACGGUACAGACAGUUUGUGAAGCGAAUUGGUCAACUGAUCAAGAUGACACUUUGUCAUGUGAGUGACCACUGGGCCCAGUAUGUUAGCAGCAAUAAACAGUAUGGAUCAGUAGCGCAUCCCUACUCUGUGGAAAAAUUGCAACUGGAGUUUGAUGAGCUGUUUUUUAGAGCUGUUCUACAUGUUCUGAAGGCAAAAAGGUUGGGAGUCUGGUUGUUCAUGUCCGAGAUGCCUUAUGGAACCUUAUCCAGCAACAUGCUUUGGAGACUCUUCUAUGUCAUGCACUGUGCAGAGAGUGAGCACCUGGAAGAUCUCUGCUCUACUCUGCAACUUGCUGACUGCAAACAAAGACUCAAAGACCCAGAGCAUCUUGAAAAUUUUGAAAAGUAUCUCAAAUCGAUGAACUGCUCAGAAGAAAUUUGUCUGCUCACCACAUUUGCUCAGAUGGCACAAACCAAACGGGCUGAUGUUGAUGAUGAUUUUAUCAAAAUCAUUGUUCUGGAGAUAUAUGAGGUGUCUUAUGUCAGUCUAUCCACAAGAGAGACGUUUUCAAAAGUUGGUCGAGAACUCUUGGGAGCAAUUGCCACCAUCCAUACACAGAUUAUUUCUCUACUGCUGGAUCGAGUUAGAGAGACCAUUGAGAAAGUGGGGAUGGUUUCUUUAUAUCUGUUUAAAGAACUGCCGUUGUACCUAUGGAAGCCUUCUUCGUCUGAGAUGGCACUGAUUCAUGACUGGUUAUUAAAUUACAGUCUAACGACAGUGGAGAAUAAACUAGCCUGCAUUAUAUUGGAAGGGCUAAACUGGGGAUUCGGUGAGCAGGAGAAUACUCUUCAUCUGGAUCCAGCUGUCCAUUCUGAAGUUGCAUUGAUGGUCCUGGAAGCGUAUCAGAAAUACCUGUCCCAGAAACCAUAUACUGGCUUGCUUUCUGAAGGCAUAAAACAGGUCUCCUACUUAGCCAGCAUUGUUCGAUAUGGAGAAACGCCAGAGACUUCCUUUAAUCAGUGGGCAUGGGGUUUGAUUUUGAGGUUAAAACUGCACAGAAAUGACCGUGGCAUGCAGCAUGGCUGGCCUGCCGUCCCUGUAUCUGACAGUGUGCUUGACAUGACGGAGUCAAUCACACUUCACCCCCUCCUAAAAGCAGUUAAAGCAAGCAUCCCUAUCGGCUGUUAUCUGGCUCUGGCAAUGACCACGCUAGGUCACAGCAUUGAGAAGUUCUGUGCUGAAGGGAUCCCUCUCUUGGGUGUACUCGUCCAGUCCAGAUAUCUGAGAACAGUAGUCCAUGUGCUGGAUAAAAUUUUACCCUUAUUUUACUCAUGCCAGUAUUAUCUUCUGAAGAAUGAACAGUUUUUAUCUUAUAUCCAGCUGUUCCUUCAUCUGGAUAGUGGAGUCCCUCAAGGUGUGACGCAGCAGGUUACCCAUAAAGUAACACAGCACUUGACAGGAGUGAGCUUUGGAGAAAAUGUUAAGCUGCUCAGUAGUAUGAUACAGACUCACAUUUUUCUAAGUGACCAGCCACAUGGAGUGGGGCCAGCUGCAGUACUGGAGUUCUGGGUUCAGGUGCUCACCAGCCAGCAGCUGUGGCACAGGGACCGAGCAAUGCUUUUCUUGCUGGAUGACCUAUGUAAAGCUGCUUUUCAGUACAGUCAAGAGGACUGUGUACAAAAACUGCUUUACCAGCAACACAAGAAUGCUUUGGGCUAUCAUUGUGACAAAGGUCUACUGUCUUCGCUUGUUAGCUGGAUUGUGGCAGGCAAUGUGACACCCUCCUUUGUUGAGGGCAAUGCCAAUUCCUCUCAGGUCUGGUUUUCAUGGAUGGUGUUAAAUAUGGAGUCAAUAUUUGAAGAAGAUUCACAGCUUCGCAGAGUUGUGGAAGGGGAGUUGGUUAUUAAUGCUUUAACUCCUGAUCAAGCUUUGAAGAAAGCACAGACCCAGCUGAAGCUGCCCAUUGUUCCUUCGCUUCAGAGGCUCAUGAUUUACCGCUGGGCUCACCAGGCCCUUGCUACCCCUGCUGAUCACCCUCUCAUGCCACUAAUCUGGCAGAAAUUCUUCCUCCUUUACCUUCACCGACCAGGACCACAGUAUGGAUUACCUGUAGAUGGCUGUAUUGGAAGACGUUUUUUCCAGAGUGCAACUCAUGUUAACUUACUAAAUGAAAUGAAACAGCGCUUAAUAGAGGUAGCAGACUUCCACCAUGCUGCGAGUAAAGCACUAAGAGUGGAAAGUCCUGCAGAGGGCAGUGACAGAUCACCAGAGAAGGCAAGCUGCUCAUCAGAUUACCUGACUUCACCAGAACUACAUAAGGAACUUGUCAGGCUUUGUAAUGUUUUUGUUUUGUGGUUGGAAGAAGAGAGUUUCCAGAAAGGAGACACGUACAUUCCUUCUUUACCGAAGCAAUAUGAUGCACAUAGACUUGCUAAAGUCAUGCAGAAUCAACAGGAUUUGUGGAUGGAGUAUGUCAAUAUUGAACUCAUACACCAUGAGUUUCAGGAAGCUCUAAACCUUUGGCUGCAGGUUCAGCUUGAAUCGCAUACAACCUGUGUUUCUGCAGGGCAAACAGAUUUCACCAACCCUUUAUCAGCCAAAGAGAGGAUAAUGAAUAAUUUGAAGAAGUUUGAUACUCCCAAGCCCCCUCUUCCACUCCAGAUGAUGAAAGCUCCUGUGCCAGUUAUUUCCUCUGCCAGUCUAGUAAAUCAGAAAGAAGCAAUUCAGCUCAUGCGCAUGGACCUUAAUAUCUUGCAGCGACAUGCCAAAACUGCAGCUCUCUGGGAAUCUCAGCAUGUUGCUCUUAAUAGUGAAAUAUUGGACACAGUACCUAAGCUGUAUGUCAAUCGGGAAGAGCAGAUCACCCUCCAUUUGGAGUGCCGGGGAACUUCAAAUAAAGGCUGUCAAGGAGCAGCGCUUCUAACCAUCCAGUUUGAAGGGAAACAUAAAAAUGAAGCAGUGAGCCAGCAGCUUCAUGCUUUGCGUAAAGAAGUGAGACAACUGCAGGCAGAAGCUACGAAGCCACCUUCUCUGGGUGUUGUGGAAGCAGCAGUACAUGUGGAAAAUUUUAUAACGGCCUUAAUAAAUAUCUACGAGGUGCAGCCUAUGCCUGCAAUUAAGAAAGUUGGAAUUAGCUUGUUUUUUACGUUAGUGGAAUAUGUGUGUGAUGAAACUCAACGCAGUCCUCCCACAAGGCAGUUCUUCACAUCCUGCAUUGAGAUUCUAGGCCAAGUGUUCAUCAGUGGGACCAAGUCAGAAUGCAAACGUCUCCUCCAGACAAUCCUGCAGAAUCGAAGACUCUGUACUCUCCUUUCUCCUUACUUCACUCCUGUUGCUUCUCCCAGUGAAUUUGUGACUUUAUAUGAAAAAGUUGUGGCCUUUCUGAGUGAGGAUAACAGUGAUGUUGUCUUCAUGCUGCUGACAAAGUUUGACCUUACACAAUGGUUAAACGUUGCUAAGCCACCUCUAUCUGAACGUACCAAGCUUCUGGAGUCUAUUCACUUGGCUCUCAAUGCAUGUGGCCUUGAACCUGAAGAAGAUAUUUUGAUGCCAUUUAAUAUCUUCUGCAAGCAUUGGACUAACCUUCUCCAGUAUCAGUUCCCUGAUCACUAUAGUGAUUUCCUAAGAUUGUUCGUGCGAAGUUCAUCAGAGCACCUUCUAAGCCCUGACUGUUGGAAGGCAUCACUUAAAGCUUUGGGAUGUGGUUCACCAGUGACUGAACAGGGAAGCUUCAAGAAAAAUGAUUCUACCGAAAAUCCUGUAUUGCGAGAUGCUGCAAAAAUUCUCCUCUCUGCAGAACAGGUUAGAGAGACAGUAGAAUGGCUUUCCACAUCUUUCUGCAAACUCCGGCUGACUUCAGUGGACUUCAGGACUUUUGGCCUGUUUUCAAAAUGGAGUCCUUAUGUGGCUGAAGUGAAUAAAUUUCUGGAGUAUCUUAUUAAACGACUUAUUGACACCAAAGUUGCCAAUUUAGCCCAAGAACCCGUUGGCAGUAACAGAAUUCUAGCAGCAUUGCAGUCCUUGUAUUCAGUCAUUGCUGGACUCUUUAAACCAUGGAUACUGGUCUUGGAUAAAGAAGAUGCAAGUAACCAGCAUUGCUACCCUUGGUUAGAGAGCGACACUCCUGUAGCAUCUACUGUGGUCUGUUUGUUUACCGAUUGCAUCAAGCUUUUGCACGAGAGCUUUAAAGAUAAGCUGUUACCAAGCCACCAUGGAGCUCUCUGGUUACAUCUAAUGCAUUACUGUGAAUGUUGCACAGCCCCCAAAAUGCCAGAGUUUAUUCUCUAUACUUACCAUACUGAGUUCAGAAGGCUUCCAUGGAAGGAAAUGCAUCCAGACCAGAUGCUUAUGGAAGAGUUCUUUAAAAUUGAAAGAGGCAGCCCCAAGAGUUGUUUCUUAUUCUUGGGUUAUGUUUUGUGUGAAAUAAACUGGGUCAGUGUACUCUCUGAUGCCUGGAAUCCCAACCCUCGUCCUCAGACUCACAACAUGAUUGUCUGUUUGCUGUAUAUGAUGGUCCUGUUGGCAAAGGAGGAACAACUUAUAGGCAUAGAG